This is a messenger RNA of Poecilia reticulata (guppy), 4089 nucleotides long. RefSeq names its product endoplasmic reticulum-Golgi intermediate compartment protein 2-like. Gene Ontology annotation, biological process: endoplasmic reticulum to Golgi vesicle-mediated transport; retrograde vesicle-mediated transport, Golgi to endoplasmic reticulum. The record is from RefSeq and is a predicted model, not a curated record. Gene Ontology annotation, cellular component: endoplasmic reticulum; membrane; COPII-coated ER to Golgi transport vesicle. Lineage: Eukaryota; Metazoa; Chordata; Actinopteri; Cyprinodontiformes; Poeciliidae.
GUGCAACAGACGAAGGCGACCCGCUGCCCGCUUCGCCUCUUGCGGUUUGACAUCCUUCGAUAUGUUGCGUUUAAAACAACCAAAUGCGUUUCAAACGUGACUCUGCUGGUCGCCACGGAAACCGAGGGCUGAUUUUAAAACCGACCGGAUGAUAAAACAGGAUUUGGAAAGCCGUCCUGACCGCUAAGAUGAGGCGUCUGUCCAGAAGAAAAGCCCUGAGUCUGGUGAAGGAGCUGGACGCCUUCCCCAAAGUGGCAGACAGCUACAUGGAAACGUCUGCGUCUGGGGGGACCGUGUCCAUCAUAGCGUUCAGCGCCAUGGCGAUUCUGGCCAUCUUGGAGUUCUUUGUGUACCGAGACACUUGGAUGAAGUAUGAAUAUGAAGUUGACAAGGAUUUUUCCAGUAAGCUAAGAAUAAAUGUGGACGUCACAGUAGCAAUGAAAUGCCAGCAUGUGGGAGCAGACAUCUUGGAUCUGGCAGAAACAAUGAUCACAUCCAACGGCCUGCAGUACGAACCUGUCAUUUUUGAAUUAUCCCCACAACAGAGGCUGUGGCAAAGGACGCUGCGUCUCCUUCAGAGCAGGCUGAGGGAGGAGCACGCUCUGCAGGAGGUUCUGUACAAAACGCUGCUGAAGGGAGCGCCCACCGCUCUGCCGCCGCGGGAGGACGCUCCCAACGAGCCGCUCGACGCCUGCAGGAUUCACGGACACGCUUACGUCAAUAAGGUGGCAGGAAACCUGCACAUCACAGUAGGAAAGCCGAUUCACCAUCCGCAGGGCCACGCUCACAUCGCUGCUUUUGUGAGUCACGAGGCGUACAACUUCUCCCAUCGAAUUGACCAUUUAUCUUUCGGCGAAGAGGUUCCAGGAAUAAUCAAUCCUCUGGACGGCACCGAGAAAAUCACCUACAACAAUAACCAGAUGUACCAGUACUUCAUCACAGUGGUUCCCACCAAGCUGAACACACACCUGAUCUCCGCAGACACACACCAGUUCUCCGUGACGGAGCGAGAGCGGGUGAUCAACCACGCGGCGGGCAGCCAUGGCGUCUCGGGGAUCUUCGUGAAGUACGACACCAGCUCCCUGAUGGUGACGGUGAGCGAGCAGCACAUGGCGCUGGGACGCUUCCUGGUGCGGCUCUGCGGCAUCGUAGGGGGAAUCUUCUCCACCACAGGCAUGCUUCACGGCCUGGUCGGGUUCUGCUUCGACAUCGUCUGCUGUCGCUUCAGGGUCGGCGCCUGCAGACCCAGGCAGGAUCUGCAGCUGAAUAACCUGAACCACCACCAGGCUCCUCUUCUGGCGGGAAACGCUCCGCUGUAGCCUCACUGUGAUCUGAAGACCGUCACCUCCGUUUGUUUCAGUAAAAUUCACAUCCUUCAUUGCACUGUAGGUUAAAUAUCCCCCCAGUAAAUGCAUUCAUUGUGUUUUAGUGACUGUAAAUUUGAGGUUUAAUUGCUUAAAAUGAUGUAUGAUUUGUUAUUUAACAGAUUAAAAGAAUGCAAACAAAAAAAUUCUUUUUUAAAUUGAGAUAAUCCCUUAAAGCGUAAAAGUAUCAACCAGCAGGAGGACAUUUUCCUGAAAAAGCAACAAAACCGCCUUGUGAGACAGACAGCAGCACAGAUGCGCUUUUUAUCCUCUUUAUUUCAGUUUUGCCAAGCAGACCGAAUCUCGUUAGAGCGGGGAACACAGCUGGUCAAACAAUUCGCAAAAAUGACACCAGUGAGAGAGAAUACGAUGUUCCGGGUUAUGUUGCCGUUUGCGCCGGCAGGACGUCCCGUCUUGACUGAACAAAGACGGUGCUGUUACCAAACGGACAAACAUGGAUGACAGCAUGAAGAUAGCCCUGUAGCUCUUUGGGGACAACCUGACAAAACCGAUUCGUCACGCAGUCCGAGCGCGAACCGACGCACACACACACAACAAAACCAGAGUUUUGCAUAAACAUUUAGUUUCUUCCCUUUUUCUCCCGUGAAAUCUCAUUCAGUUUGAGAGCAGACAACGAUGGCCGCCCAGGUCUCCUCAGACUUUACGUUAAAUACUUGUUGUAGUUAGAGGGAAGCUCUGUGGUCCUGUGAAUACAGCAGUGAUUCAACAAAUACAAGUUUUUGGUAACUAAAGUUUUCUUCUUAUAAAACUAGAUACCAACCACACCAAACAGAUGGGUCUACUCCCUUAAAUAGCAGCGAUUCUCCAUUCGGUCAGAUGUGGAGUCCCUCAUGGUUGUGUACUUGGACCCAACCCACUUUUGUAUUAGCAUUUAGCCUGUUAGUGAGCGUCUAUGCAGACGACUCGACUGCACAGCGUGUUGAAAUAACCGUCGGAGUGUAUUUUUUCAGAGAAACACAACUGUUGCUAGCGGUUACCGCUUUGAUUUCACUCUGAAUCGUUCACCUAACACUCCCCACACCCCAAUAAAUUACAUGAUUGAUUUUGGACAAAUACUUUUUAAAACUGCUUUGAGUUCUUUAGCAUUAGAUGCAUCAUAAUCCUUCAUUCUUCUUCAGUGCAGUGGACCUCCGCUUGUUCAGUUUUCGUAGAUUUUUCUUCGGAACAUGAUUCUUCUCGUAGAGUAAAUCUGAUUUAUUUGAAAGAAAAUGCACCUAAAAUACCUCAAUGGAGUCCAACUGGUUUUCAUUGGUGCUGACGGCACAGAAAUGAUAUUAAGCUGUCAACUUAGAACAGCAGCGCUGAGCUGUGCUGUGGGGAAACAUCUGGACAGCUGAUUUGGUUCGUGAUCGGCUGGUUUAGGUUAUUAAUAUGUACAAUUUCAAUAUUUGGAAAUAAACUCAAGAUGAAGAACUGUUUUAUUGUUGCGAAACAAGAUAUCCAAUUGAUUCACAGGCUUUUACAAAAUUACAUUUAAUUGGAAAAAUGAACUGCAAAGCAUUGAUGAAUCCAUAUUUUUACCUAGACUGAUUGCCGAGCAGGAACUUGGAAAGGUUAGCCCAGAUAACGCAGUGCUAGCUAGCUAGCAUUCUGUUUGUAGCCAGAACAAACAAGAUGGCGUCUUCUUUCUGCUAAAUUUGGAUCCUCUGAAUUUCAACAACCGUUUUUUAAGUUCCCUUCACUGAGCUUCUGCGUCAUAAAGCAAAACAUUGGUCAUCGAACAGACGCUCUUCAGAUGUCGCCGUUUUGUUUGUCCGAUCAGCACCAAUGGAAGAGUGUACAGUAAUGCUAAAACAGCUUCAUAUCAAUGAAAAUUAAGAUAUAUUUUGUGUUUUUAGCUGUUAGUCGGUAGCUGAGUGUUUUUAAACCGGGGGUCCACUGCACUUUAUUGUAAAAUUUUAGAGGUUAUCCUCUCAAAACCCUGAUUAGGACCAUUUUAAGAAACCAUCUACAGUUUGUACUACGCUAUAUAAAUAAACUCCACUCUGAUGUACUAUUAUGUUUAUAUACCACACUGUCGAGGUCUAACACACAAUCAGACUUGCUUUUUUGGUGCAAGUAUAAAGAUGUAAAAGUAGUAAACCCAGUUCAGUACAAACAGCUGUAGAAACAAAGCAGAUGAGCGUUCAGGUUCGCCCUCAGACAUCAGCCAGAAGCUAGCCUAGCUGGCCUCAGCGUUCUGAUGUCAUGUGGGCAAACCGUCUGGACUGUCAUCUUAAAAAGGCAGUAGAUGCACAGAAUGCAAGACGUAUUCGAGAACAAAACAAAGCAAAAUAAAAAUAACUACGUAGAGUUCGCCCACCUCUGCUGCAAUGACGCAUUUCAAGUAUGGAAAACACAGAUCUGUCACGAGGCAGGAGGUCGGGGAAGGAAGUGGGAAAUCACACAGAAGGCGUAUUGUUGCAUAUAUAAUUGGCCACUUUGAAGGAAACAUUAGGUAGAACAUAAAAAGACACCACUUUCUCUUUAGGACAGUGCUUUUCUGACGGGAAUGUCAAGUUUCCCAACUCAACCAGUAACUACAUAGCAAAUAGACCUCGUUAUUUUCCUUCUGUCAGCCGCAGACGUCCGCAGAGCGAGCCCCGUUUGUCCACGUCCGGAACGUCUGAGCUUAAGGUGACUUUUUUUUUUUGUUUUGUUUUUUUUUAUUUUUACCGCCGACAGCUGAAGGCGAAGGCUGCCCGUCUCCGGCUCAAGGCUGUGA